GUCACAUGAAGUCAUUCGUUUUUUGAGUUUAUCCAUUCCUGUACACAGGUUUGGUAAAUAAAUAUAUCGGUCUGUCGACGUUAGCUAAGUUAUACUUAUACAACGAUUGCGUCAUCAACGGCAAUCAUUUCAAUUUCCCUCUCUGAAACACGCUGUUCUAUUAUUGUUUUUUUUGUAUUUUUUCUGUCGUCAUGUCAAACGCACAGAUGGCGAGAAGCUUGUUUCGACUACUGAAGGGCUGUAAGAACCUUGCUUCAACCCCAUCCGAGUAUCCUCAACCAUCCGCCUGCCUUCCAUUCACAAGCAGCAUUGUACGCACUAUGGUGGGUCUGCCCUUCUCUUUUUCUUUCAAGCCUCGGGACUUCAGUCUGCCAAAUUCCUCGUGGAGUGCAGAAAUGAUGCGCCUGUACGACUACUACAACAGUCUGUGUGAGGUGGAGACUGAAACCGGGGAGAAACAGAGGGGACCUUGGAGGAGAUUACCCAGCUACAAUCGCACCCUCAAGUAUGCUACAGGUGGCGCCUAUCUAAGUAAAUUAAUCCAGUCCAAAAAUCGUCUCUUUACCCGCAGCAUAAAAACCACAGGGGCUGCCUUUGAGUAUGUUGUUUUUCUUAACAAAGAAGAGCAGAGGACCGUCUGCAUUUUUCAGGCUGGAUACCUGCUGGAGGGGCCUCCAGGACAUGUCCACGGGGGGGCAAUCGCCACCAUGAUUGAUGCUGUGACAGGGACUCAUGCGGCAUACGACUCUGGACCAUUGAUGACUGCCAACCUUAACAUCGAUUACCGCAGCCCAAUCACACUGGGAAGUACGGUGUUAAUCGAAUCCUCCCUGGAUAAGAGGGAAGGCAGAAAGACCUUUAUUUCCUGUAAAGUGACCAGCCCCGAUGGCUCCAAGCUGCACACAGAGGCGAAAGUCCUGUUCCUGUCAAUCAAUGUCAGCCAUUUACUGGGAAUGUAACACAAAUCUAAAACAGUAUUUCAACAAGCUGAGGCCUUGGUCGUGUCUCUUGGGACUUCUUGUGAAAAAUUAGAUUUUUUUUGUGUGUUUUAUCUAAUUUAUUUUAGAGAUAAACUUUUCUACAGUGGAACCUCCACAGUCGAACCCAAGCCGUCGUGUGCACUGGAUGCAAAGGAAAUGAAUCUGUUUUGGGGUCUAACUGUUACCAUUUUACCGUCGGCCCCUGACCAACUGCAGCCGAAUAAGCACGGUCUGGGGACGAGGCUGCCAAAUUUACUAUGCUGCCAAAUUCAUUGUGUAUUAGGGAUGUCCCGAUCUGAUUUUCAGGAUCGGAAUUGGCUGCCGAUCUGCUGCAUUUUGAAGAUCAGAUAAUAUCAGCUUCCGCCAUGAGAUCCGGCUGCCGUAUAAACGUCCGUAACUCCGGGGCACACUCCAACAUGGCAGGUGCGGUAAUGCGCCUCAACUCACCACUUGACUCCUGCUGCCCACAACAAGAAGGAAACGCUACACCACCAUGCAGACAUGCCCCGCAUACCGUGGUGAAGUUAGUUUCACGUUGGACGUUGGAUAUUCCUCUCUUUAGCUGCAGCGAUAGUUCCCCGUCACUGUGCCCGGGCUGCUGUGUCAUUGUGCAGGGAGCUCGCACGGGAAGCAGUGGCGGAGCUACGUGGUGGCCGUGGCCACCCCACUGGCCAUCUAAGGGGUCACCAACGUUUUUCCUUGUGAGAGCUAUUUUUACAAAAUGAAAAUGGCCAAGAGCUACUCACUUUUGUAACAUUUAUUUUCAGAGCUUAUUUUAAACCCAAACAAAGCGAAUAUGCUUGUUUUACCAGAACAUGAACAAAAUGCUGGUGUCCACAACUCACAUUUUGUAUUUCAGAAUGCAUUUCUUUCUACUGUUCUUUCAUUAUUAACUGAAAACCUGAAUGAAAAGCAGGCUUGCGGGCACCUCAUGUGGUGGUGGGGGGCUACCUGGUGCCCACGGGCACCACGUUGGUGACCCCUGAUCUAGACAUUUCAGGUAUCAAUUUAUUGCCACCCCUAUGUGAGUAGUGGUCUCACCUUGGCCAUCCCAAUGAAAAAUGUCUGGCUCGGCCACUAACGGGAAGUGCUGCUCUAACCACUGGUUGUUUAUACUAGGGACUAUUGCCUUGAAGAGAGUUUGUUAAAAAAAAAAAAAAACAACCUCAUAUAGUGUAAAUCACAGGACAAAUUGCUCUACAACCAUGUCAGGUGAUUAGUCCUACCCAAAAAGUAUUUUGCACGCCCAUUUUUUCCAAUUUUAUCUUUUAUUUGAUGGACUUUUAUUGGGUUUUUUUUCAAUUCCACAAAUGCAUGUUUGUAACAAAAGCUUACUAUUCGUUUUUUUUUUUUUUUUCAGGAUUGUAUCGGAUCGGAUUGGCAAGACUAUAAAAAAAAAUAAAAAUCGGAUCAGAUCGGAAGCUAAAAAAUGUGGACAUCCCGACUACAGUAUGUAUACAAACUUGAGAUUUAUGGAGAAUCAUUAGAAAAGAUGUACUCCGGUGCCCCCACUGUGAUCCAGUAUGGUUUAAAUGCCCCUAAAGUGAGCACGAUGGAUCCCCUGGCCAUGAUAUAAUAAAACUUGAGUAAAGUAAAGCUACUCACCUGACAGGUACAGGGCGGAGAGGGAACCUAGUGGUGGUUUAUUGUUGAUUAUUGCUGGAAUUUAGUUAAAGCCUUAUGAUAUGUCACUCAUUGCAUAGCUCGUGUUGUACUGAGCAGCCAGACCUCCAAUGUCACACAAUAGGUGACAUUUCUGGUUCUACGGUUAUAAUCACACUUUUUUUUUUUUGCACACCGCUGGUCCAUUUCUGUGGUGACGUCACAAAAAAGACAAAAACUCUGGAGUUUAGUAGCUUUUAGAUGCUCGCUGAGAUGAGGUCGGACAAGAUUUGCUGACGCGUCAUGACGUCACGUGUGGUGGAUGACAUUUUUUCCCAGAAAAUUGGGGUUGUACCGCUUUUGGGUCUUUCGACUUUGGAUUUUCCACAGUAAUUAGUGCCUCUUUAUCUUACCGAUUUAAUGAAGAUGAUAGGUCUUACUUGACUACCUCAUGAUAUACUGACACCAACAUCACACAUUUUAAAAUGAUUUUUAGCGUAAAGUCACACAUAUUGAGAGCCGUAACACAGGCUUUGAAAUGAUACCUUACGGUACGUUUUCUUCUCCACAAUAAAGCGCUCAUGUUGGGUAUUUUACAUACUCAAAACUUGAUUUGCUGGUGUGUGAAUGAUGUAUGACUUUCUGAAAAAACAACAAAACACCUCAACAAUUUGGAAUGUUUCGGGAGUAAUGAUCAAAGCCACAGGUGGUCUUAAAAUGAGUCGUGUUUCAAAGUAUCAAGGACAGGCAAAUGUGUCGCCAAGACGCUCCAGUCUAAAUAUGUAUCAAAUGAAACGCAACUUUGACGUCAAUGAAGAAACUCUCAUUUAUCAGACGCGGUGGCUGUUCUUCAGCCCCCUCCCACUUGCUAUUGCGCAAUUAUCAGCUUACAGUGCUGACACUGCGCACGCUUUAGGUGCAUGCACUUGUGUGGUUUUUCUGUUGGAGGGCCUCUUUAACCUCAGUUGGAAAAGCUACCUUGCUAUCUAACGUAUUUGCGGUGUGUGUGUGUGUGUGUGUCAAGAGUCGUGGCCAAGGUCAGGCAAGGGUGUUGUCAGUUAAAACUAUUGCACAAAAACAAAACAUGACUGUGUCCCACAUACACUUCACAAUAAUUGAAUAAAAGGACAUCCUGGGCUUUCCAGGUACAUGCGAUUUAUUGGGGUUGGUCUUAUUAAAUAGAAGAUCUGCAUUCCAUACCAUACCAGCAUGUUUUAUGGGCACAAGAUAUUAUUGAAUCUAUGGAAAAGGGUGGAGUUCCGUCUACGGGUCGGGAGGAGUUUAAGUACCUCAGGGUUCACGAGUGAGGGAAGGAUGGAACGUGAAAUCGACAGGCGGAUUGGUGCGGCAUCUGCAGUGAUGCGGACUCUGCCUCGGUCCUUUGUGGUGAAGAGAGAGCCGAGCCAAAAGGCAAAGCUCUCAAUUUACCGGCCGAUCUGCAUUCCUACCCUCACCUAUGGCCAUGAGCUUUGGGUAGUGACUGAAAGGACAAGAUCGUGGGCACGAGAAUCCGAAUUGCAUUUCUCCCUUAGAGAUAAGGUGAGAAGUACUGUCAAUCCGGGAGAAACUCAAGAGUAGAACCACUGCUUCUCUGCAUUGAGAGGAGCCAGAUGAGGUGGCUCGGGCAUCUGGUCAGGAUGCCUCCCAGUUCAGGGCAUGUCCGACCGGUGGGAGGCCUCGGGGAAGACCCAGGACACUCAACUGGCUUCUCAGGAUCUGGUGGGAGGCCUCGGGGAAGACCCAGGACACUCAACUGGCUUCUCAGGAUCUGCCGGAAGCAGCUGGACGAAGUAGCCGGGAAGAGGGAAGUCUGGGCUAGAUAAGCGGAAGAAGGAUGAUGGAUGUUCAAUAGUUUGAGGUGGUUUUUCGUUUGAGAUACUGAAAACAACAUAUAUUUCCACUGUUCUCUGUGGAGGACAUGAGGACUUACUGCAUUUUUGUUAAAAACGAUGACGGUUGAUGCAACAAACGCAUCAAGGUGCAAAAAUGCAUGUGUGUACUGCUAACCGUAACCCCGCCAUUCGUUUGGCUGAAAACGUGUGGCAUGUAAUUAACAAAGUGCCAAAACUCAGAAAAGUUCAAGUUCCAUAACUGUUUUCAACGGCAUUUUUUUGUCUUUACUGUUAAAGGAAAAAAAUGCUGCCAAUCAUCCACAGUACUUGUUAGACGACAACACACACGUCUUUCCCUUUUCUGUGCGCUCAAAAUUGUGUAAAACUGUCAGCAUGAGGCAGCUAACAAUGCACGUAAUGGGUUUCCUCUAUUUCGCCUUUAAAGCUCUCUCAAAAAACUUCCAAAAGCCGCCAACAACGCUCCAUUUACAUACGUGACAUGCAUAUUUACCAAGCUGUAGCAACAUUGUUAUCGUAACAGACAACACAGAGGAACUAUUUUGCCGACUGUGUAUAUAGCUGUGCACCAUGUGCUCCAUGUAUCACAGUAUCAUGUUGACUUACUCGAUGGACAGUUGACCGUCUGGUCCAGCUGGCCUGGGGCGUCAUUUCCUGUCGAUUUUGGGUAGGUGGAAAAAGGGGUUUGUUCUUUGUUUGUGAUGCAGUCUAUUGGCCUCCUCGCCAGAUACACAGAUGUACUUCCUCACUGGCCCAUUGCCAGGCAGACCGCUGCCAUUGCAUAAGAGGCGGUGACGUAACUCAGACCAGCGCGCUUGGAGGUACCGGAGCCCGGAGGAGGACGAGGCGGGGGACUUGCCCAGGGGACGCCGGUCCAGC
Messenger RNA from Dunckerocampus dactyliophorus (ringed pipefish), 5311 nucleotides. It is a transcript of the gene them4, whose product is annotated as thioesterase superfamily member 4. The transcript is spliced from 7 exons. The record is from RefSeq and is a predicted model, not a curated record. The coding region runs from base 192 to 959 and encodes 255 amino acids. NCBI's taxonomy places the organism in Eukaryota, Metazoa, Chordata, Actinopteri, Syngnathiformes, Syngnathidae.